AUGGACUGCUUAACUUUGAUGAAUAACAAUAGUACUGAUAUUUUUAGCUGUGGCAUUGAGAAGUUGACUAGUGGUGCAGGAGGUUGUUCGGAUUAUUCAGAGAUCGACGUUCUGAAUGAGAUAGGAAGCAGAUUGAAUAGUCUGAGGGAUGAUUGUAGGCUAAUGGAUUCAGAAGGAGGACUUACUAAGGGAUGCAAUAAGUGUUUGAAGACAUGGAGAGAAAUAGCUUACACGUCGAAAAAUGAUUCGAUGAAACUUGAAGAUGACAUUUGUAGAUUUAGUAUGCUGAUUUUGUUAACAAGUCAAAGAGUUGCUGAUGAGAGUUGGAUUGACAAGAUCUUUCAUUGCCUAGGAGACAACUCUCUCCCUUUAGCAUCGUCUGCAGAUGAGAGUGGAAAUGAAACGAUACGUAAUACUAAGUUUAAAACUGAUCUUUCAAUUCUAAUUGUUGGUGUAGUUGGGAUGGUGUUAGUUGUAAUCGUUGCGUUGUGGAUCUAUGUGAAAAGGAAGGCUGAAGUUAAACCAUCAAGUGAAAGAUAUAAUGAAUCUUACUCUGAAGAAUCAAGCUAUCGUAGACUAUCACUUAAAGAAAUUUACUCUGCGACUGACAGUCUCAGCAUGUCCAACUUCAUAGGUCAAGGCAUAGCUGGAAAAGUAUACAAAGGCAUUUUAGCAGAUAGACAACAUGUGGCUAUUAAGCACAUAAUUAAGGAUGAACAGAUGGAAACAUUUGUUAGAGAAGUUACAAGUCUCUCUCAUAUCAAACAUCCGAACCUCGUAUCCCUGCUAGGCCACUAUGAUGCACCAAAUGAAUGUUUUCUAGUUUAUGAGCUAUGCCACAAUGGAAAUCUUUCCGAAUGGCUAUUUGGUAAAAGUAAAUAUCUCUCGUGGAGACGAAGACUAGAAAUUGCACUUGAUUGUGCUCGUGGUCUCCUCUUUCUCCAUUCGUAUCCUCAAGGAUCAAUUGUUCACCGGGAUAUCAAGCCAGCAAACAUUCUUCUAUCUGCUAGCUUUGAAGCCAAACUCUCAGACUUUGGUUUGUCCAAAAUUAUUAGCAUUGGACAUUCAUAUGCUAGCUCAGAAGUGAGAGGAACCUAUGGUUAUGUUGAUCCUGAGUACCAAAAGAACCGUCAUGUUAAUUCUUAUGGUGAUGUCUAUAGCUUUGGGAUAGUACUGCUACAACUUUUAUCUGGACAAAGGGUUAUCAACUUGGAUUUGAAGAAUCCAAUGCCUCUAAGUAAAAUGGCGAAAAACUUGACCAAAGGUGGGAAUAUCAAAGAAUUUGCUGAUCUCAAACUGGAGGGGAAAUUCUCAAUGGAGGCAUUUGAACUUGUUCUUAAGCUAGCUUUGACUAGCAUAGGACUUAAGCAGCAAAGACCAUCCAUGGAACAGGUGGUUGUUAAACUCGAAGAGGCUCUCGAUUUAUCAACAAGAGUUGAGUCAGUCCAUCCUUAGUGCACAUUCUCAUGUACAAUUAACUUUCAUUUCAUCCUACCCAAGAACUCAAAGGUGAAUCUAGAAUUUAUAGUCAAUGGUUCCCAUUGAACUCGCUGAAGAUCCGCCUCUGCCCAAGAUUGUACUUAAGUUUCCUCUUAUACACAUUUUGAUCUCAAUUUAGGUGCCUACCAGAAGAUGA
Solanum tuberosum (potato) is the source of this 1636-nucleotide messenger RNA. Its product is annotated as probable LRR receptor-like serine/threonine-protein kinase At1g07550. Gene Ontology annotation, biological process: protein phosphorylation. NCBI's taxonomy places the organism in Eukaryota, Viridiplantae, Streptophyta, Magnoliopsida, Solanales, Solanaceae. The record is from RefSeq and is a predicted model, not a curated record. Gene Ontology annotation, molecular function: ATP binding; protein kinase activity. The coding region runs from base 1 to 1455 and encodes 484 amino acids. The transcript is spliced from 8 exons.